UCGCGUACCACUCCGGGAUGGGAUUUCUUGGCUUGGUUCAUUGGGAAAUGUGGGAUUAGAUGAGUGUGAGACGCGUUUGCGACAUAAAGUAGUCUGACCUAGUGAAUUGAGCGAAGUGGUUGUUGUUUUGUGUUAGUGGAGUUUGUCGUUACCGUUUUUGGAUACAGUGACGAUACAUGUUUUUCUUGCAGUCGGAGAGGCUUAUUCACUGGUGACUGGUCAGUGCUGUACUUUCUCUGGUGAAAGGAAGAGAAAAUUUUUGGAAAUUUUGUUUCCAAUAGUGGUGAAAGCAAGGUGAAAGUUUGUGAAGAAAAGAAAAAUAAUUCAGGAAAGUUUGAAAGUUUUGAUAAUUGUGGAUCCAUGCCUGCCAAAAAUAUGGAUGUCAUCGACGUAUUAGGGGACCUCCUGAUCGAUCUGGAGAAGACGGCAGCGUCUACCUCCUCCCCUCGAGCAAGGGAACAAGAUCAGAUUCAAAAGUCAUACGCGCCUAGUCGACCACUCCCAUCAAAUAGCAACAUGAAUAACCUUAACUCAAAUUUUAACAGCAGUAACAAGUUGUUGGUCAUCCCUCCUUCUGUGGAACCUUCGUUCUUAUACGCGCCGGACAAGGAUAUAAUUACAGGGUUGCCACUGGUCAGAACGGCGUCCCCCGCUCAAAUGAGUCCACGCAUCAUGAGCUCGCCAAGACCAGGGUCAGCCUUGUCAAAUGUAGCUCUCGAUCCGGAUGAAACACCGUCCUUUUCAGUCAAUGAUGGAAAUCAGGACUUUAAGUUCCAGAGUUACCACUUGGACUACAAAUACACCCCACCUCCCAUUAAGGGGCCGUGUUGCGUGUGUGGAGAUGGAAUCAUGGGGGCUAUGGUCACAGCUUUGGAUAAGAUGUGGCAUCCGGAACAUUUUUUAUGCGUCCAUUGCGGGAUUGAACUUCGUUCCCCUAUGUACUUGGAGCACGAUGGUCAACCCUAUUGUAAAGUGUGUCACGGAAAGCUGUUCCUCCCACCAUGCGCUGGGUGUGGCAAGGACAUUACCGGGAACUACAUCAAAGCAAUGGAGAAAAUUUGGCAUCCACCAUGCUUUCAAUGCACUCGGUGUCGAAAGGUGCUCACACCUACGACUUUCUUCCCCAAGGAGGGAAAACCUUAUUGCGAGGACGACUUUCACGACUUGUUCUCUCCGAAAUGCUGGGGUUGUAAGAAACCAAUAAAAGAUGAUCGAAAAAUUUCCGUCCUCGGACGGCACUGGCAUCCCGAACAUUUUAAAUGCUGCGAAUGCGGAAUUCAACUAAACCCCAAUAAUUUCAAAGAAAAGAAUGGAAAACUCUAUUGCGAAAAGGAUUUCAACAAUCUAUUCAUGCCGAAAUGUGGAGGUUGCAAUACUCCCGUGGUUUCCAACGGCCUAACCGCAAUGGGCAAAACUUGGCAUCCUCACUGCUUCAACUGCACCGAAUGCAAAAAGCAACUCAAUCCUGAUCGCUUCUUUGAAAAGAAUGGACUUCCCUAUUGUGAGGACGACUUUCAUAAAUUGUUUUCCCCAAAAUGUGCCGGAUGUCGGCAACCAAUUAAGGAUCAAAACAAAAUGAUCAACGCCAUGUGCAAACCGUGGCAUCCGAACCAUUUUACUUGCACUGAGUGUAGCAAGGUUCUCACUCCGGAGAAUUUUUUCGAAAAGAAUGGGCUGCCUUAUUGCGAGGAUGACUUUCACAAGUUGUUUUCUCCAAAAUGUGCUGGCUGUCAGAGGCCGAUUAAAGAUCCGAAGAAAGUACUUAACGUGAUGGGAAAGCAAUUCCAUCCGGAACAUUUUAAUUGCACGGAAUGCGGAAAGAUUCUACAGCCUGAUAAUUACUUUGAGAAGAAUGGGCUUCCCUAUUGUGAAGAUGAUUUUCAUAAAUUAUUUUCAGCUAAAUGUGCCGGAUGUGGGGGCCCGAUUAAAGAUCCAACUAAAAUGGUUGUAGCUCAAGGGAAAAAAUUUCACCCGGAGCACUUUAAUUGCACGGAAUGUGGAAAAAUUCUCUCUCCAAAUAAUUUCUUUGAGAAAGAUGGAUUGCCUUAUUGCGAGGAUGAUUUUCACAAAUUGUUCUCACCCCGUUGUGCCGGAUGUGGGGAGCCGAUCAGAGAUAAAUAUGUUUUCGCCAUGGGUAAAUAUUUCCAUCCGCAUCAUUUCACAUGUUCCGAGUGUGGAAAGCAACUGAAGGAAAAUGAGUUCAUGGAAAAGGAUGGACGCAUUUAUUGCAUGGACGACUUUUUGAACUUGUUUGCACCAAAGUGUGUAGCUUGUCGAAAACCGAUUAAAGAAGAAUAUUGCCUCGUAGCUUUGGAAGGAGAUUGGCAUUCUAACUGUUUCAGAUGCAAAGAUUGCAAUUGUCUUUUGGAAGACCGAAACUUUUUCGAGAUUGAUGGCGAACCAUAUUGCGAACAACAUUUUCACGCGAGACAAUGUCCCGAUUGUGUAAAAAUUCGGCGAGAACAAAACAGAUAUUUUGGCAUCUCCAUUACCACUCCGAUGGGUCCGUCUCGCUGGGCGUCACAAGUUUCGUUAAAAUCUCUCAUUGAAGAUGAGACGAUAACCACCACCACGACAAAAGGGGGCGUUAACAACAGCUCGAAUUUUCUCGUUGAUGACGGUGGUCGUCCAAAUUCAGCUUUGUCGCAAUACUCGACAAACUCUUAUGACACGGCUUUUACAGAUAUGGGAGGCAGGUCGUCGCCAUCGAUGAGGUCAUACACAAUCCCCAUUGAACGUGAGGGAGGUAGGACGUAUAGGAACGGAGGCUUUGAAAAUGGAGGCCAUGUUCACGGCGAAACAUGCAACCACUCCCAUGAAGAGUAUCAAACUCAAAGUCAAAGAUCAAGUUUGAAACGAGGCCAACAACUGGGUCAGUCUGAACAGAAAUUAAACAAUGGAUCAUCAUCAUCAAGCAACAUGGGAAAAUGGAGUGGUUCUCAAAACAAUUUGCAGUACAUUGCAAGAAAUGAAAACCCAUACAAUUAUUUGGAACAAGGAAAGUUCCCCGUGGAAUCGAAACAUAUUCGAUUUUCAGACACUGUAACGCAACGAGAGUUUGAAAAGGAUGGCAAGUAUUAUUAAUAAAUAGAGGAAAACUAAUUAGUAAAAGUGCAAUGAAAGGAGAAUUUGUAAGUUGAUUUUAAUUAAAAUUCUAAAAAAAGUUAAGAAAUGAUAUUAUGGAGAAAGCAAUAAAAUUCAAAUUGUGUGAAAGUUUUACUGUAAAUAAAUGAAUUUCUGGAUUAUGACAAAAAAUAUUUU
Molecule: messenger RNA, 3261 nt
Organism: Folsomia candida
Lineage: Eukaryota; Metazoa; Arthropoda; Collembola; Entomobryomorpha; Isotomidae
Product: zinc finger protein 729
Exons: 15
Coding region: 361-3084 (907 amino acids)
Biological process (GO): actin cytoskeleton organization; muscle structure development
Cellular component (GO): adherens junction; Z disc; stress fiber
Molecular function (GO): actin binding; muscle alpha-actinin binding
Source: RefSeq, a predicted model, not a curated record